Verticillium dahliae VdLs.17 is the source of this 1563-nucleotide messenger RNA. RefSeq lists its product as uncharacterized. Bases 71 to 1270 code for a protein of 399 amino acids. NCBI's taxonomy places the organism in Eukaryota, Fungi, Ascomycota, Sordariomycetes, Glomerellales, Plectosphaerellaceae. The record is from RefSeq and is a predicted model, not a curated record. The transcript is spliced from 4 exons.
AUUAUCAACACUGAGAACGACACUCCAGGCUCACCAUUGUCUCAAAAAGAGAAGCUAUUCACUCGGAAUCAUGCUCAAAGCUGGAAUCGUGGUCGUGGCAAUUUUGGCCACACUCUUCCAGGUCUUCCUGAAGGAUGCCGUCUGGAUGGGCCUUGGCAUCGGCAAGACCAUCCAACCUCUCUCCGACUUUCCAUACACCUGCCGACGCAUCGAAGACCCUCGACUGGAAGCAUGUGAGGAUAUGUGGCUGUCCGAGACAACCCGGCAACUGUUUCUUGCCUGCUCGGACUCAGACAGCCGGUCUAAAUGGAUCCCGAACGGUGGGAAGUAUGAUCCCUCUGGACAAUCCCAGCGGGAUGCUAUAGUUGCCCUAGAUCUUGAUCUUCCACACCUCGACGCGUCCAGCGUUCGCGUUCUCAGGACUGAGGGAUACACCGGCACCGCUGGAGACCGCCUGCUGAACCUUGUUGGUUUUACCGGCUUCGAGUCGACUGAGCAGGGCGAGGAAACAAUCACAUUGUUCGCUGUGAAUAACCGCCCUCCCAUUGAUCCGCGUACGGGAAAACCGAAUAUCAGCCCAGGUCAAAUUGGAGCCAAUUCCACAAUCGAGGUCUUUGAGACUGGCGCCGGCGCCACUUCGAUGAAGCACAUCCGCACCUACGCCAAUGAUGCCGUCGCGACGCCCAACCGCGUGGCCGCUCUCGCUAGAGACCUGUUUUACUUCACGAACGACCACGGACAGGACAAGGUUGGAAUCAAGCACCAGUUGGGGUUCAUCCUCAAGACAGGCGACGUCAAUGUUUGCACCGCAUCUGGAGGCUGCAGAAAGAUCGCCGACCAACUUAAGUUUCCCAACGGCCUCGCUCUCGGUCGCGAUGGACUUCUCUACGUCCCAAGCGUAGGUACAGGUGGAAUUCAUGUCUACCGGAUCCUCGAAGACCACAGCAUCAAGCAUGUUCAAGAGAUCAAAACCGGAUACAGCAUCGACAACCUCUCUGUUGAUCAAAAUGGCGACAUUUUCGUUGCUGCGUUUCCAGUCGCUUUCGACAUGGUGAAGGCUUUCGAUGACCCACGCAACUCUUCUCCAGCCGCCGCUGUACUGCGCGUGAGCAAGGGUGAGAAGGGAUAUACUGUCGACAAAGUGCUUGAAGAUGCGCGCGGUGAGGUACUUCCUGCGGCUACGACGGCUCUUCAUGAUGUCAAGACGGGCAGGCUUUUUCUGAGCAGUGUCCUUUCGCCCUUCAUCGCCGUUUGCGAGCCAAAGCAGUAAGAUCAGCGGGCUCCAAAAACUCAAUUGGUCGUGGUUGUGUAUCAAACACCGAACCAAAGGAACUGUUCGCAAGAUGAAAUCGGGUGUCAGCUAUCGACCUGGCUGUGGAAAUGACGUGAAGAUCGCCGCAUCGUUGGCCAGCACGAUAUCUAUAUUUAGAAUAGAAAUUUCGGAGCAGCUAAGAAUUUCUGCUGGCCAGGCAAAUCCAUGAAAUCCUAUCAGCUCACGGCGAACUCGAUCAACAAGGGAUGCUGGCCCCGACUGUAGCCGCAAUAGACGCCCUGCCAGCUUGG